AUGGCGUUGAUGCGGCUGAUACAGAGCACGAGAUCUGUUCUACGGACAUCACCACCGUCUUCGGCCCUAACUCUCCCUAGAUUCUAUUCCAAACCCGCUCCUUAUCCCGUUAAGGUUGGGAUUCCUGAGUUCUUGAGUGGGAUAGGGGGAGGAGUUGAGACCCACAUUGCCAAAAUUGAAACUGAGAUAGGGGAUCUUCCCAAACUGCUUGUGACUCGUACGCUCAGACUCAAGAAGGUCGGCAUCCCUUGCAAACAUAGGAAACUCAUACUGAAAUAUAGCCACAAAUACAGGCUAGGGCUAUGGAAACCUAGAGCUGAUGCUAUCAAGGCGUGA
Messenger RNA from Arabis nemorensis, 336 nucleotides. The record is from the annotation of a GenBank genome assembly. NCBI's taxonomy places the organism in Eukaryota, Viridiplantae, Streptophyta, Magnoliopsida, Brassicales, Brassicaceae.